Messenger RNA from Penaeus monodon (black tiger shrimp), 928 nucleotides. RefSeq lists its product as uncharacterized. Lineage: Eukaryota; Metazoa; Arthropoda; Malacostraca; Decapoda; Penaeidae. Bases 90 to 812 code for a protein of 240 amino acids. The record is from RefSeq and is a predicted model, not a curated record. The transcript is spliced from 2 exons.
AAUAAAAAACUCCAACGUGUCCCUUUGCCUUUGUAAAACAGAUGUAUGGGAAUAAUAUUAAAUUCAAAAAAACAUGAUUUGUAUUAUUUAUGAUGUUAUGUUAUUAUUUACGCAUGAAUAUUCCUCUGCAAGUUUUAAUCUCCCUAUUUUCUCUAUUAUUUGCAGUUGAAGUUAUGGACAAAUUCAAGUACCUCCGCGGCCAAUAUCAGAAAUGUUUACGGAAAAUCAGGAAUGCUCCAAGUGGUUCCGCGGCAACAACUCCUAUUAAGUGGGAGCAUUAUAAGACAUGCUCAUUCAUGCAAUCUGCAUAUGAUUUGGGCCCUACAGAAUCCAGUUUCAUACACCCUGAUGACUUGGAACCACAACAGAAGCAAGAGGUGUUGUAUGAGGGACCUAUAGAGGAUCUUGAGAGUUAUGAUAUAUCGGUAUCACCAACUUCAAUACCGUCAAAUCCAACACCUUCCCCUCUGCCUGAUAUUAAUGAAGAGAUCAUCAGAGAAAUACCUGAUCAGCCCAAUACCAGUUAUACAAAAAACUCACAACUGGUAAAAAAGAAGAGGAAAAUGAACAAGAGUGAUGCAGUGGAAGAAGGAAUGUUGAAGACCAUUGACAACUUGCAGGCAGUUUGUGCAGAGCAGGCCAUGAAAAAUACACGCCAUGACAUGGUUACUGAGUCUGUGAUGGCUGCCAUGAAGUUUUUCAGCAGUUAUGAAGAUGUUAAAAUGGACUUUACAGUACAAGUGAUGGAGCUUAUUGCAGCAAAAACCAGAGAGUGUCAAGCCAUAGAAAAGAAAAGGCAAGGCAAUAAUUAAGAUCACUGAAAUAUCAUGAAGUGCAAUAAAUGUUUUCAAACUGUGAUUUAUGCCAAUGAUUUAUUUUGUAUAUAGUCAUAUUAAGUCCUCUUUUAUUUUAUGCUGGUCAUGUUCUA